Molecule: messenger RNA, 8308 nt
Organism: Porites evermanni
Lineage: Eukaryota; Metazoa; Cnidaria; Anthozoa; Scleractinia; Poritidae
Source: the annotation of a GenBank genome assembly
AUGUGCGCUGGAGCUUGGGCUAACUUUGCUACCGAGGCCACUGGUUUUAGUGAUCUCUUUCCCGGGAUUAAGUCUCAUCUUCUAACUCUAAAAUGUAAGUGACAUGUUUCUCUUUUUUCAUUUUUUUAAUUGCUUGCUCUUUUGUUUUACGCGCUUACAAUUGCCUAUUGUGAAUAUGCCAACGCAUAUACGAUUGAGAUAAUUUCAUACUGUACAAGUAAACUUUACGAGGCCUCCCUCGUUCACUCUUUCUACAUCUUGCGACUUGCGACUGCAAAGUACAUGUCAUGUACCUAUAUCCACAGAUCACAGUUCUAUCGAAAGGUCAACAGCCUAUGCAAAGUUUUUCAAUUAAUAGCGAAGUUUAGAGAUAACUCAAGUGUUUGAUAUGCAUGUAUAUUUAAUUAGUCAUUGAUUUUGCGAUGUGCUUCCUUCAAAACAUCUUGCUUUUACAACCCUGGCAAAUUGUUCUUUUCAUGACGUAAAUAACACCUCUGAAAUUGUAUACCGCAUCCCAAUAAACAGGAAACGAAAGUCGAGCUAAGUCUGCAAGCUAAGCUUUCAUCUCUUUAUAAAGGCAAAUAGCUUUCACUGGUCAACGCAAUUUUUCCAGUUUGGUACCUUGCUAUGUCAACGAAAUACUAUAUGUUAUAUUCAAAAGUCAGUUUUUAGGAAAGAGAGUAAAUUUUGAAAUUUCAAGGUUAUCUAUCAUGGUUGAGAGGGGUUGCAUGCACCACCCAUGAUGCAUGAAGUAUGUAAUGUAUCAGUUUACAGUCAACCCUCUCAAUGGAUCAGGAAGGGAUUACCCUGUGAGCAGUGAGAGGAGGCCCUUCCAUCCUCUUUAGGGAGGGACCAUCAGAAAAUUAUUGGGGAUGGGGGUGGGGAGGGGAAAAAUAUUCAUGACAGGGAAAAUUAACUAAAGGAAUUGUUAGGGAAAAAAUAUUUAUUCCCCACCCCUGUCAUAACUUUUCUAAUGGUCCACCCCUUUUCUGAGGAGAUCGAAAGGGCCAGGGAAGCUCUGCUGACAUUGUGCUACUUUUCAAAUGAAUCCUCUGGCACGCUGAAGGAAAGAUAAUUUAUUGUUGAAUACAUUAUGCAGAUGUUUGCGAGUCAUCUUAUUCAUUCCAGAUGUUUGCGAGUCAUCUUAUUCAUUGGAUCCAUCACUGUUAUUUUAUUUUUAGUGAUGUUUAAGUUUCCCCUUUGGCGUGACUUUAUCAUGGCUGGAGGUGUGUGCGAUGUCUCAAAAGAGAGUAUCCGCCACAUUGUCACAAAGCAAGGCACCGGUAAUGCAGCUGUGAUUGUAGUAGGAGGGGCAGCAGAAUCUCUUGAUGCCCGUCCAGGCUCUUACACUCUGACCCUCAAAAACAGGAAAGGAUUUGCAAAGAUGGCUCUUCAAACAGGGUGAGGAGAACAAAAUAAUAUUUUCCUUAGUGUUUAGUUUCGAUACUUUAUCCCUGACAAAUUAAAUUUAAGAACAAAUCUUAUUCUUAAUACCUUUACUGGAUUUCUUGUUCAGAGAACUGUACAUUACACAUUGAAUAAAAUUUAAGGAUGUUACCUGGAAAGUACAAAAAUAACCAGUUCAUGUACAUUUAAAGUUAUUGUAGAAUGUUAUUAAAAGGGUGCUCUUUACUUUUAUCAAAGAACACAUACUUGCUUUUACAGCUCUUAUUUUCGUAGUCAAAGAGCACCCUCCUGGUGUUUAAGAGGUGUCAGGUUUAAAUCCUGUCUGGAGCUCAAAAUUUUUUCUUUGUGGUAAUUAUAACUCCAUCUUUUUCCCCUGAGUACCAAACUUUAAAUUUGCUGUCUUUCUUUAUCAUUGUGCAGUUUGUAUUUAGUUGUACAUGAAAGUAAUUUCCCUUUCUAUAUAAAUUCCUUUGUAGGGCAUAUCUUGUGCCAGUGUUUUCUUUUGGUGAAAAUGAAUUAUUUAACCAAGUCAGUAAUCCAAGAGGUUCACGGCUGAGGGCUUUUCAAAACAAGCUGAUGAAAAUAUUAUCCUUUGCUCCGCCUUUGUUCUUUGGUAGAGGCAUUUUGCCAAGAAUUAUUGGCAUCAUGCCGCAUAAGAGACCGGUCUGCACUGUAGGUAUGUACUACUGAAGUAGCAGUCACAGGCAGAUUUAGAUGGAAAUAAUUGUAUUAAAAAGUUUAUAAGAAUUCUCUGUAAAAUCUGUGGUGUAGAGACUUUAUUGUGGUCGUAGAUGCUGUCGAUACAAAAUCAAUAAUAGUAUUAACAGCUGGCAUUAAAUCUCCAUGCCUCAUGAUCCUCCUUCUGAAAUUUCUGAGUUCUUUAUACUGUCAGCCUUCUAGUAUGUGACCUCCCCUAAAUAACUGCUCCUUCAUCAUUGAGAGGUGCAACAUUCCUUGAAUCCCUGAUAGUUUUCCUGUGGACAGAUUUUCUCCUCUAGGGUAACUUUGUGUCAGCGUGUGAAAUUGCUUAUUUAUUUUGGUUCUCAGAUGUGCUUGGUUGACACUGCAUUUCUUUUAGUAAAGUUAUGUGUGUAGUUGCUAAUGUGUGUCACAUAAUUUGUUACCCUUUAGUUUGUAUUUUUGUAUUAUAUUUUCCUCCAUUCAGUUACCUUUUAGUUGUUCAGUGAAUCUAAUGUUUUGAUUCCCUUUCAGUUGGCGCUCCAAUCCCAGUAAAGAGAGCAGUCACAAAUCCCAGUGCUCAACAAGUCAACAGGCUCCACAAGAAAUAUGUCCAAGGACUUAUAAAUCUGUUCGAGGAACAUAAGCACAGAUAUGGCUUGGCAAGAAGUGUCAAGCUAAGAAUUGUCUAGUUGAUUGGUAUGGUAAAAUUAUUGUCAGAUUGACUUUAAGAAUCAAGAUUUAUUAGUAAAUAUUUAAAUGCCCUUUUUUGUAAAAAUCUGUAAAAUUUUUGAGAGAAAAGACUCAAGCAGUAGGUUUUGCUUCAAGUCAUUUCAAGCACUGACCAGCUCCUGGUUGUUCCCAUAUAACAGCUUGUUCAAUAAUAUGAAUAAAUUCAAUAAUAAAAAUGUUAAUAUAUUGAUGAAAGCAGAUAGGUGAAAUUUAGGUGAAAUUCAUUUACCAAAUUGUUUUUCUUGUGUAUGCUUUUCUUUGUGAACAUUCAAAUGAUAGAAAGAUUAAUGAAAGUAAUAUAUAGUGAAUCAAUAUUCACCUCAAUAUUUAGAAGAUUAUUGUGAAGUUCUGAGUUACUGGUUUGGUUUAUUGAAAGUGGUUUGCAUUAAACAAUCUUCAAAUGCAAGCUUUGUGCCAUUAUUUUACUUGUUUCUCUUAUCUUUUAUUAUGAUCCCUUAACUUUCAACGUGCCCCUUCGUAGUAGUUUCAUAAAUGAAAAAAAGGAAACAGACUUUAAACUCUCCUGUGUCCAUAAUUUUUGCCUGAGUAGGGCAGGGUGACCUCCAUGUUGGCCUGGGGUGUAAGGGUGCCUCAAAGGGGAGAAGCCCUGGCCCUGUUUAAAUAAAGAAGUCUAAACCAAUCAAUCAAUCAACAACUUUAUUUAAGUGUCUAAUCUUCUAGCUUGCCGUCAGGCCUACUAAUCGGGGACACAACCUUCUACAGUAUCUCACUAUCUUGUGUAGGACUGAACCCUGUUAGGACAAUGAACAAAAUACACGCUCUUCCUUUCGUUUAACAAACUAAGGCCCUUUUGAGGACAAGCUCCCUGUCCUGUUCACCACAGAGAGCACAAAAUAAACCACACAUAGUCCAGGUGUGUCUAGUCUAGUCACUCUCUCCCCAAAGUAGAAACUGAACAAAGCUCUCUUGCCGUUUUUCCUUAUUCCGAGUUACUCCUCAUUCUUAUCCUACACGUAUGUAGGAUAAAGUCCAGUCAACCCCAUAAGAGGAAGGUAGUCGCUUCAUUUCCAAAAUUAGACUGCGAGCAGUCUCUUAUUCUCCUUGGCUAAGUUACUACACGCGAAACCUAAGCACGAGAGCGGCGAGGCCGCUUGUCGCGAGAACCGAGGGCGUAAGCCCAAGAAGAAAAAAUGUCUUUUCUCGUCUCGUGUCAGUCCCUAAAUAAUAACAUCGUGGUUUGCAAUCGCGCUGGAUGAGAUAAGAACUGGACGGAUUUUAAGAGAAAAGGAGGACCGCAAGCAGUCUAUUCCACAAUCCUUUUCUUUGACUCCCUGUAAAGAGGUACCACUCCCUCGACACGCCCCCCCAAGAUUACCAGUUCGUUCCCAGGUCUUUGUUAAGCCAACAACACGUGCACAGAUCACCGCGUUGAAAGAUUUUUUCAAAAGUUCACAGACCGGAAGGCCAUAGUCUAAUAUUACCAUGUAUUUUGACACGGUUUUUGUUCUUUGACCUCUGCGAAAUUCUUUGAUUUAAUUCGUUAUAAAGUAAGGAUUGCAUCGGGACAAGAUGCCGCUCGUUGAAUUUGCGCCUCUUCGCAUACCUCUCCAUCGUCGGUUGGAGACAGCAGCAGUUGCGUUGUACUAUUACUCGUUCUAUUUUGGCGCCCUCAUUGGCACUCUUAUCAUACUGGGAUUGUUUUUUACCUCGUACUAUCCUCUGGCCAUCCUUUACUUGUCAUGGGCCUACCUCAUCGAUGGACGUACACCCGAACACGGAGGACGAAGAUCAAACUUUAUAAGAAAACUGCGAAUAUGGAAGUACUUCAGAGAUUAUUUCCCAAUCGCUUUGGUUAAAACAUCAGAACUUGAACCAAGCAAGAAUUAUAUAUUUGGCUACCAUCCCCACGGUGUGUUAUGUGCCGGAGCCUUCUGUAAUUUCGCCACCGAAGCCACAGAUUUUACCAACGUUUUUCCCGGCAUUACUCCGCAUUUGUUGCCGCUUAUGGGUAGGUAUAGAAGGCUUCUUUAAAAAUCUUAUUUUGUCAGUGCAGAGUACAUACGCGGUCGAAUGCACGAAAUCAGUGGAACGUUGAGUGUUUUGUAGCCUGUCACGCAAGUGUCACGUAAUAUAACACAGAGGGUACUUGAUCACGGUGUUUUAUUGAACUGAGGAGUGGAAACCUUUUUUAGACACUUUUCCUGCUUGACAGUUUAUAGAAAUGGUGAGUAAUGGGCGGAGAAACUCCAUUAUAAAAAAGGCAUGCUUGUUGGAGAAAAAGAAUUAAACCUCUAUUAAAAGGAGGCUUAUCCGGGCAUGACUCAGGCCAUACUCCAAUGUGAACACCUAAGUUUUGUUUGAAGAUAUUUCUGUAAAAAUAUUGGCUUUCCAUCCUAAACACCUCAAGUAAGACGAAAAUCUGCAAUUUCUACCCCAAAGCAAGAUGACAAGCAUCCCUAUCAUUUUCACUUAGGGUACCCCCUGUCCCCAGGACCUCUGGGAGGCUUAUAACCCGGGGGGGGAACUCCGCAUAUGAAAGGGGUGGGGGUGCUCGUCGGAAAAUUUGAAUUAAACCCCUAAAGGAGACCAAUCUGGGCGUGGCCCAAGCUUCUUUUGACCCCUGAAAGAGACCAUGUUAAAACACAGACAAAUGAGAAAACUUGGAUUAUAUGACUGGAGUAAAUAUAACGCAUUAAAAAUAUACAUAUCAAAUAUAUAUUUUUAAGUUUUUUUCGCGUGCAACCCUAAACGAGAUCUUCACGGCUAAAUAUGAUGGCGUUUUGCCCAGAACACGUAAAGUGAGACCGAAAUCCGAAAUUUACACCCCUAAGCAAGACGACGAGCAUCUCACCCCAUUUCAUAUGCGGAGUCCCCCCCCGGGGCUUAUAAUUUGCAAGAUGAUUUUCAACUUUGCCAGGUUUGAUCGCAAAGCUGAUCUUUGUAUCCUUUCCACUUUAAUUAAUUAGCCUUGUUCAAGCCACCCUUAUUCCGUGACUAUAUCAUGUGCAGUGGAAUGUGCAAUGUUACCCGUGAAAGUUGUGAGUACAUUCUUACCAAGAAGGGCCCAGGAAAUUCAGUGGUUAUUGUGGUAGGAGGAGCUGAGGAGGCAUUUGAUGCCCACCCAGGAACUUAUUCCUUGAUUCUGAAGCCAAGGAAAGGAUUCAUAAAACUUGCUUUGAGAACUGGGUGAGUCUGUUAAGAAAAAUAAACAAUUUUAAGAUUUGAACUUAGUGGACAAUAAUGGGAAAGCUUGCCAUCCAAAAAUGUCUCACUAUGCAGUGGAACCUUGCCAUAUGAUCACCCUGUUUAAAUAACCACCUUGUUAUAUGCAUGACGAUAUUCUUUCAACUAAGAGAUAAAAAUCACUGAGUCAUUUUAUUAUCCUAUAGACCCUGUUAAUGUGACCACCUCAUUAUUACAACCAGGAUUUUAUGGCCCAACAGUUGUUGCAUUAAAAGGGUUCCACUGUACAAAAAAUACUACCCCAAACAUGAGAUAAAUGGGGAAAAAAGAGGGCAAGGCCAGUAUUCAGCCAUCAUGACUGAACAAGCUUGGUUAAUGAAGGAUGAUGAUGAUGAUGAUGAUGAUGUAGCCAAAGGAAAACGUUUUCUCCUGGAACAAAGCAGAAAAUCCCGAGCAGGUAAUUUGGUCGAUCAGAACACAGGGUUCUUCCUCCAGCCAGGGUUCUCUGCUCAUUCUCAUCACAAGGAAUGUUUCACAGGAAGAGGGAGAAAGGGAGAGAGUCUUUCCCCGCAAAACAUUUCUAGUGGUGAGAAGCAAGGAGAGACAGCUGUAUUCACAGGCCAUUCCCUCUCUUGCCUGUGCUUUGUACUGUAAUUCCUACAGUGUGUUAUAGAAUCUGAAAAAGUGGUUUAGAUGAAGUCUCUGGCUUCAAUACCAAAACAAAUAAUUUACAUUAGAAAAGGGUGUAGUGUAUGGAGUGUAUAAUUUGCAGCUAAAAGGUUUAAUUAUUGUAACUUAGACCCUAACCAUACUUUAGCACCUUCCAGUUAGCCUUGAAAAAAGAGCUAACAUUGCGAUGCAACGACUGGUUUCCCCAUGAAAUGAUGUCUGAGAAAUGAGUGCAGAAAUUCCAUACUGGUGACGUGUUAAUACCCAGAUCUGGGUACUGCUUCUGAUUGGCUGAAGCUUUCAGCCAUUCAGAAGCACUCAUUUCUCAGAUGUUAUCUCACAGGGAAACCAGUUGUGGCAUUGCAAAAUGUUAGCCAUUUUUUCAGGCUACCUUCCAAUCAGUCGCUCCAAUAAGGCCAUUAUUGCACCUGCAGCUGCAAUUUAAACGCAGUAUCUACAGUAUAAAUAAAUAAUUUUGGAACUCUGUUGUAUUUCCAGAGCUUCGUUAGUUCCAGUAUUUGCGUUUGGCGAAAAUGAUGUAUUCAACCAAGUCAAUAAUCCAAGGGGAUCAUGGUUGCGAGAUAUUCAGCUGAAAAUACAGAAGAAGGUUGCAUUUGCCCCGGUUCUUUUCCAUGGCCGGGGAAUUUUCCAGUACACAUUUGGUUUUUUGCCACACAGAAAACCAAUAAAUGUUGUUGGUAGGUGAUACUGUGAAGUAAUAUUUCCUUAAUAGAACAAUUUACUGGUAGAUAAUACUAUAUUGUUCCUAGAUCACAAAUCACAGAAGUAAUUGCUUGCUUGAUCAUAAUAAUUUAUACAAUAUAAGUAUCAAUUAUUUAAGUUUCUGGCAAACUGCCCACCUACCCCUCCCCUAACCCAACUUUUUGCCCUAAGUGAGAAGUAAGUGUUAUAAAUGUUGACUUAGGGGAGGAGUAGAUGGGCAGUUUUCUAGAAACCUAUAUUGAUCCCAACAUAAUAGCACUUAUAAACUGAGAGUGAGGUUAUUACAGGGAAAUCUCAGACCAAGGCCUUGAUAUGCGAGGUUAAUAAGUUAUUUAUUAUAUUCUACAGUAAUUCGACCCCAAGCUUUUUCAGUUGCCCAGAAUGUUCCAAAAUGGCAGCAAAGCAUAAAUAAACGUUCAUUUUCUCAUGGAACAGUCUAGUCUGUACCAACAAAUUCAAAUACCUUUUGGGGGAACCCCCUUUCUUGGACCCCCUUUCUUGAAAAAGAGAGAAAGACCCUCACUGGUCAAUUCCUAGAAUAAACGCUGCAUCCAGCAAGGUGUUUUUGUCCCAUAUUACUAUUUCUCUGCAAAUUAAUGGGCCCCAUUAAUGCACUGGGAAGGGAUGCUCUUCAGAUAGCCUGUGUACAGCCGCCCCUCCCCUCAAAAAAAUCGGCUGUACACAGGCUACUCUUCAGAGAAUUGGAAUGGUACCCUUUAAUGAGACAGCUUGUGUGUAAGAGACUGCUUUUAGGGAGUUAAUUUUUAUAAACGUUCUUAUAAUCCUCUUAUCCUUUGCAGUUGGGGAACCUAUUUCAGUAACAAAAGUGGACAACCCAACACCUGAACAAUUGGAUGACCUUCAUGCUACUUACAUUGACAGACUCAAAAAGCUUUUUGAAGAUCACAAAUCGAAGUACUAUGUUCCUGAAUCAACAGAGCUGGUUAUUUACUAA